UUCAUGUUUUUUAUAUUCCGCAGAAGCAAGCAAGGUUUGGAACGAACAUGAGGGCGAAUAAAUGAUGACAGGAUUUUAAUAUUUUGGUGAUUGAAAUGCUUUCAAUCAUGUCUCAUCAUUGCCCCCUUCUGGUCAAAACACGUUACUUCAGCAAAAGAACUUCGGGCAUAAAUUUACAUCUUGUACAUAUUUAAAAUGAAUGGUGACAAAAAGGUAACACUUAGCAUGGGGGAGCUUUUUGAUCCUAGUGACUUGGAUGACUUAUACAAUUACAGCUACAAUUACAACUACAUCCCGAAUGGUGAAGGAACUGUGUGUGGUCAGGAGUCUAGCAUGCACUUUGAUUCCAUUUUUAUUCCGGUCCUUUACUCUCUGGCGCUGGUAGUGGGGCUGGUUGGAAAUGGGCUGGUUCUGGUGGUACUGUGGAAGAAGAGAACGAGCUUGAAUGUUACCGACACCUUCAUCCUCCAUCUGAGUUUAGCAGACAUUCUGCUGCUGCUAACGUUGCCCUUCUGGGCUGUAGAGACAGUUAAGGGGUGGAUCUUCGGCACAGCACUCUGCAAGCUGACUGGAGCUCUGUUCAAGAUCAAUUUCUACUGUGGUAUUUUCAUGCUUUCCUGCAUCAGUCUUGACCGCUACCUGUCCAUCGUCCAUGCAGUGCAGAUGUAUUCUCGUAAAAAGCCAAUGGUGACUCACUGUUGCUGCCUGAUGGUCUGGCUCUUCUGCCUUCUGCUCACAAUUCCUGACUGGAUAUUCCUUGUGGCCACUGAGGACAACAGACGGCAGGAUAAAACAGAAUGUGUUUUGUUUUACCCGUCUGAUUCUUGGCAUCUGCCCACUCGCCUGCUCUACCAUAUUUUGGGUUUCAUUCUUCCAGCACUAAUAAUGCUGUUCUGUUAUUAUCACAUCCUGAAGAGGCUGCAGCAUGGCUCUCAGUGCAUGCAGAAAAAGAGGGCCAUCCGUGUCAUUGUAACCCUGGUACUGGCCUUCUUUAUCAGCUGGACGCCAUACAACAUCACUCUCAUCGUUGACACCAUACAAAGCAAUAAGACCAUCAAUCUCAGUAAUCAAACAUCCUGUGAAAGUGCCACAGCAUUAGAUGUAGCUCUCACAGCUACAUCCACAUUGGGCUACUUACACUGCUGUGUCAAUCCAGUGCUUUACGCUUUCGUGGGGGUGAAAUUUCGCCAACACCUGCUGGACAUGCUGAAACCGCUGGGCUUCACGCUGAUGGGACCAGCGGUUCUGUCACGGAGGAGCUCUUUAUGGUCAGAGUCAGUGGACACCUCACACACGUCUGCUUUUUGAAAUAUCAUAUGCCAUCAAACUCAUACAGGUAUAUGUACAAUCAGUCAGCAUGUCGUCUUUUUAGCAUGCAAACUUUAACAUCUGUAUCAGUCAGAGGAGUUUGGCUUUAUGUACACAAGCGUUGCCAUUCACACCAAGGACGAUAACUAUAACAAUAACUAGUCUUAAUAAUCAUUAUAAUUGUAUGAGAAUAUGGAAGUCCACAUCACAACUAUAACAAUACCAUUAUAUAGAGGAACAAUUUCGUUGGAAUGAGAAAAAACAUUGACAGCCAAUCAGAAUUCAUGCAACUUUAAAGAGCUCGAGCAUUUAAACCUGCAGAUGACAAAACUGUGGUGUACGUUUAUGAUAGGGCUGGGCAAAAAAAAUACUGACGAGAUGCGCAUGAAAAUCGCAUUCGAUAUUUUGCACAGCCCUAGUUUAUGAUAAACAAACUAUAUCUUUCGUUGGUGUGGACACUAAUAUUUAGCUUCAUAGUUAUCUUUAUAGUUAUCGUUCUUGGGGUGAACAGGUCUCCAUCUCCGUUACCAUCUCACUCAAAAAUGACCAAAGUGUUUCU
This is a messenger RNA of Sinocyclocheilus grahami, 1867 nucleotides long. RefSeq names its product chemokine (C-X-C motif) receptor 3, tandem duplicate 1 (gene cxcr3.1). The record is from RefSeq and is a predicted model, not a curated record. Gene Ontology annotation, biological process: inflammatory response; positive regulation of cytosolic calcium ion concentration; G protein-coupled receptor signaling pathway. Gene Ontology annotation, molecular function: C-X-C chemokine receptor activity; C-C chemokine receptor activity; C-C chemokine binding. NCBI's taxonomy places the organism in Eukaryota, Metazoa, Chordata, Actinopteri, Cypriniformes, Cyprinidae. Gene Ontology annotation, cellular component: external side of plasma membrane; membrane. The coding region runs from base 196 to 1308 and encodes 370 amino acids. The transcript has 3 exons.